Messenger RNA from Gambusia affinis (western mosquitofish), 5856 nucleotides. Its product is annotated as polyamine-transporting ATPase 13A3-like. Gene Ontology annotation, molecular function: P-type ion transporter activity; ATP hydrolysis activity; ATPase-coupled monoatomic cation transmembrane transporter activity. Gene Ontology annotation, cellular component: late endosome membrane. The transcript has 33 exons. The record is from RefSeq and is a predicted model, not a curated record. Gene Ontology annotation, biological process: polyamine transmembrane transport; intracellular calcium ion homeostasis. NCBI's taxonomy places the organism in Eukaryota, Metazoa, Chordata, Actinopteri, Cyprinodontiformes, Poeciliidae. Bases 254 to 3955 code for a protein of 1233 amino acids.
AUCGGCGUGGACUGGGACCGUCCUGUCUCCACGCACCGUGUGCCGCGACCGCACGCUGUCAGAUCUGGGAGAACCGUGGAGUUUUUCCAAAGCGACGAUCAGGACUCACAAACAUGCAGCAGCUGAUUUGUUGACACAGAAGAAAGGAGGCGUCGGGCGCUGAGACGGAUCUGAACUGGCUAAUUCUUCUGUGUGCUUCAAAGAGCCGAGGAGCCUGAGGAUCAGACGUUAUUGUGGAUCUUAGGUUGACAAAAUGAAGACCAGAGAAGAUGUAAAAAUAAUCAACCAGGGUCUGGAGGAUGAGAUGGAAGUCAGCGGAUACCGGCCCUGUCUGUGGAAGCUGGUCCUGGUUGGAGUGGGUGCAGUUUGCUCUGGGGGUCUCCUCCUCCUGCUGCUCUACUGGCUGCCAGAGUGGGGCGUCAAGGGGACUUGCACACACACGUCUCUGAGCGAUGCACACACCCUGCUGCUCAGAACCAAGGACGAGUUCAGGCAGUGGUUUCGAGUCCGAGUCCACAGAAUGCUGGCUCCAGGCAGGAAGCCCUUUGAGGAGUUGGAUGUAAAACCCAGAAGUCAACUCGCAAACGGAAACUUCGGUCAUCAGGUCUGCUCUGUUCAAGAUGAACAGCUUCCCCAGGAGCAGCAGGUUCAGAUACAAUACUUCACACACCACAGCUUUAGAUACUACUGGAAUGAUGCCAUCCAGAACUUUGCAUUCUAUCAAGGCCUGGAGGAUGUGAAGGUGAGCUGUGCCCACAUCCACUGCGAACACAGCCGUGGGCUGACCAAAGCACUGCAGGACUACAGGAGGUUGUUUUUCGGGGAGAAUGAGAUCGCUGUGAGAGUCCCCUCUCUGUUCAAGCUUCUCGUCAAGGAGGUGCUGAAUCCCUUCUACGUCUUCCAGCUCUUCAGUGUUGUUCUGUGGAGCGCCGAAGACUACUACUAUUACGCCACAGCCAUCGUUUUUAUGUCGGUCAUAUCCAUAGCUACCUCACUGUACACCAUCAGGAAGCAAUACGUGAUGCUGCACGACAUGGUGGCGUCUCACAGCGUGGUGCGAGUGUCGGUUUGCAGAGGAGACAAAGACACAGAACAGGCCAUGUCGACGGAGCUCGUGCCCGGUGAUGUCAUCGCCAUCCCGGCCAAUGGGAUGGUGAUGCCGUGUGACGCCGUGCUUUUCCAAGGGACCUGCGUUGUGAACGAGAGCAUGCUGACAGGCGAAAGCGUUCCAGUGACCAAAACCAGUCUGCCCAGUUCGGGCGACGAGGCAGCGAGGAGCUACAGCAUGGAGGAACACAAGAGACACACGCUGUUCUGUGGAACCCACGUCAUCCAGACCCGAUUCUACGCUGGCGAGCUGGUGAAGGCCGUGGUGAUCCGAACAGGCUUCAGUACAGAGAAGGGCCAGCUGGUGCGCUCCAUUCUCCACCCUAAGCCCACAGACUUCAGGCUGUACCGGGACGCCUACCUCUUCCUGCUGUGUCUGGUCGGCGUGGCGGGCAUCGGCUUCGUCUACACCAUCGUCCUCAGCAUCAUUAACAAGGUUUCAGCUAAAACCAUCAUCAUCGAGUCUCUGGACAUCAUCACCAUCACCGUUCCGCCGGCCUUACCGGCAGCCAUGACAGCCGGCAUCGUGUACGCACAGCGGCGUCUGAAGCGCGUCGGCAUCUUUUGCAUCAGUCCUCAGAGGAUCAACAUGUGCGGCCAGCUUAACCUGGUCUGCUUUGACAAGACUGGCACCCUCACUGAGGACGGAUUGGACCUGUGGGGCAUCCAUAGGGCAGAACAUGGCAGCUUUGUUGCUCCGGAGCCGGGCCCAGCUGAGGAGCGCCUGGUGAAGAGCGCCUUCGUGGCCUGCAUGGCAACGUGUCACUCUCUCACCAAAAUAGAGGGAGAGCUCUCCGGAGACCCUUUAGAUCUGAAGAUGUUUGCCGCCACAGGCUGGGUCUUAGAGGAGCCGACAGAAGAAGAAACUGCUCUUCAUAAUCCGCUGAUGCCCACAGUGGUCCGACCUCCAAAGCGAGCCGUCACCAGAGACGGUCAGAGCCAGUCGCAAGUCCAGAACAUGUCCUGUGAGAUGGGCAUAGUGCGACAGUUCCCCUUCUCCUCGGUGCUGCAGAGGAUGAGCGUGGUGGUCAGGAGGCUGGGGGACAAACACAUGGAAGCCUUCCUGAAGGGGGCACCGGAGGUCGUGGCUGGCUUAUGCAAACCGCACUCAGUCCCACAGAGUUUCACUGAGACUCUGGAGAGUUACACCAGGCAGGGCUUCAGGGUGAUUGCACUGGCACACCGACAGCUGGAGUCCAAAUUGUCCUGGCACAAAGUCCAGACGCUCAGCAGUUUUUUUUUCCUCAGGGAUCUGAUAGAGACCAACAUGGAAUUCCUCGGAUUGAUCGUCAUGCAGAACAAAAUCAAACCGGAGACGGCUGGCGUUCUGACUGAGCUCCGGAGGGCUAACAUCCGCACUCUGAUGGUCACAGGGGACGACAUGCUGACUGCCGUCUCUGUGGCUCGAGACUGCGGCAUGGUCCGUUCACACGAGAACGUCAUCGUCGCUGACGCUGCGCCCCCCAGAGACUCACGCCCCCCCUGCAUCACGUGGCGAUACGUGGACAAACCCGCUCAGACCGCCAGGGACGAUCAGACUGCACAGAUCCUCGUGGAGGAGAUGUAUCACUUCGCUCUGAACGGUAGAGCCUUUGCUGUUAUCACAGAACACUUUCCUCAGCUAAUACAGAAGCUCGCGCUAAGAGCCACAGUGUUCGCGCGCAUGGCGCCAGACCAGAAGACCCAGCUGGUGGAGAUCCUGCAGGGCAUUGACUACAUUGUUGGAAUGUGUGGCGACGGCGCCAACGACUGUGGGGCCCUGAAGAGAGCACACAGUGGGAUUUCUCUGUCUGAGUUAGAGGCGUCGGUCGCCUCUCCCUUCACUUCCUCCACCUCCAACAUCUCCUGUGUCCCUAACCUCAUCAGGGAGGGACGAGCCGCCCUCAUCACGUCGUUCUGCGUCUUUAAGUUCAUGGCUCUCUACAGCAUCAUCCAGUACAUCAGUGUCAUUUUGCUUUACUGGAUCCUCAGCAACUUGGGAGACUUCCAGUUUCUCUUCAUUGACCUCGUCAUCAUUCUCAUCAUCGCCUUCACAAUGAGUCUGAACCCAGCGUGGAAGGAUCUGGUGAGGCAGCGUCCUCCGUCCAGUCUGAUCUCAGGCCCACUGCUCUGCUCGGUUCUGACCCAGAUCCUCACCUGCCUGGCCUUCCAGGUCUUGGCUUUCUACUUGGUGCAACAGCAGAGCUGGUAUGAAAGAUGGACGCCUCAGUCAGACGCCUGCAACGUCUCCCGACCCAGCAGCUUCUCCGACCGCCGGAACGGAACAGCCUCUCACGACCACAAAAACAUCCGCAAUUACGAGAACACCUCCCUCUUCUACGUGUCGUCCUUCCAGUAUUUAGCCGUGGCUAUCGUUUUCUCCAAGGGGAAGCCCUUCAGGCAACCGAGUUACAAGAACUGGCCGUUCAUGCUGUCCUGUGUCGGUCUCUACUCUUUUCUCCUCUUCAUCAUGCUGUACCCCAUCAGUGCUAUCGAUAACUUUCUAGAGAUCGUGUGUGUUCCACAUGACUGGCGCGUUACUCUGGUCAUCGUUAUUGCAGCGAAUGCCGUUGUGUCUUUCAUAUUGGAGAUUUUGAUCGUUGACAUCAUCUUGUGGAGGCUUGUUUUCAGAGGAAGUCAGGGGGCAAAUGGCCCCAGAGAGUCCUCCUCUGGCGACACACCACAGGUUGCUAAUGACAGCUGGGGCGCGUUGUUCCUGUCCCGGUUGUUCUGUCGGAGGAACAAGCCGCCGAAGGUUCUGUACAGACACCUGGCCCUGGAGCUGCAGGACGACGCCGACUGGCCCCCCAAGCCCUCUACUGUCACAUACGCCGCUGAAGCACAGCCCCACAUCUCUGCGACUCUCUGAUCCCUGCAGGAGGCGGAGCCUGACAUGUCCUACUGAUACAGACUAACACACACACACACACACGCACGCACUCAUGGUCUCCUACUUGAUGUCCUUCAUUCUUACCCGCCAUAUCAAAGUGAACUAAACUCUGAAUCCUGGGUUGAGCCAGAGGUCUUUCCAUUUUUGGAGCCUUGUAUGCUAAUGCUAAUGCUAUGGAGAAACUGUCAUGCAUCAUACUUGAAUGUCCUAAUGAGUGCAGAAAUGACGAGCAUACCGGAAAAAAUGGCUUGCCCUCAUGCAGAUUUCAUCUCUUUUGUUGUCACAGUUACAUGUUUCAGAUCACCAAACAGACAAAGAUAACCUGACUAAAUACAAAGUGUUCAACAGACGUAUGUAAAAGGUAAAUUACUCCUGAGCCUAAGAACCGCCUGAUCUGGGUUGCGCAAAACCUUGCCGAUAUUCCCCUAAUUGAAAAAACAAGCACAAUUUUGCAAAUGCGGGGUUUCCAUUAAAUAAAAAAAAUGCAAUUAAAAUCACAGGUGAAUAUGUUUGUUCAGGUGAUGAGUCAUUAAAAAUCAUUCCUCGCCAUCAUCCUCCAACUACUUCCUGUUGACUUCUUCAUGGUUUGCGCCGAUGGGAACAUCUGGUUGUUGAUCAUGUGACUUCUGUGAUGCAAAAAAAACCAAAAAAAAAAAACAAAAGUGUUCCCACUGCAGUUUUGCGAAAUAAAACAAUUUCAGUACGGCUAAGAAAAUUCCCUCCACCUCACCUUACCCCAAACCUUUCAUCGAAAAACGAGAUUUUUUUUCCUUCAGUGCCUUGUUUCCAUUUAGCUAAACUGUUUUCAUAACGUCAAACUGCGUAACUUUACGGUCAAUGGAAACACAGCUUGUUUUACCUGGAGAGACAACAACAGCCUUCAAGAACUGCUGAUAAAUUUUUCUACAUGACUGUAAAAGAGUUGUGGUUCGCUCUUUUCGGCAGAAUUCUUGAAUUGAGUCAAACUGGAAAGUUUUUUAGCAUAUACGCCCAAAGGUCUCAUGACUGUUUGAUGUACACUGGAAGUAAUUUUCAAUUCAAUCCAGCUUAUUUAUAAUUCACGACACAAGGUUAUUUCAGCGACAAUCGCCUGCGCUGUGUCAUUAACUUUACCGCAAUCCCUCAGACCGAUCAUGCAUGUAGCGACAGUGGGGAGGAAAAACUCCCUUUAACAGGAAGAAACUUCCAGCAGAACCAAAACCUGGCUCAGUACAAGCAGCUGUCUGCCUGGGGGCGUGACAAGACAGAGCAGAGACACAAAACAGAAACAGGAGUAACUUCAUUGUUAAUAAAACGUAAAAAUUAACAGCAGGAGAGGGAGAACGAUUAGUUGAUGGCAGUAUUAUCUUCCAGGACGGAGUCACAGCCAAACAGAACGCCAGACCAGGCGUGGCCUCUAUGGAGAGAAGAAAACAGACAUUUCAAAGUUGAGAUUAAAUAUCAAUGAAGUUUGUUUCUCACCACUUUCUGGACUGUUUUAGAUGGGGACGUGUUGUGUUGCUUUUCGGGGUCUCUGUGUGCCUCAUGUUGUCAGGCAGGUCCUGCUGUUGGCAUUUCUGCAAGCAGGUGUGGAACUAACCAGGCCUGGUUGUGGUUAGUAAAACUGAACCAAAAAAUAAAAAUAAAAAAACAACAAAGAAAAAAAACCUGGUUAAUCACAGUUAAUUCAUCACAAGAUGAACGUUUACUUUUUCACAUAGCAGCAGGUCAGUUAGAACAGCUUCCUGAAUGAAAUCAUCCCUUUCUGUAUUUAAUCAGGUUUUCUGUCUGAUGUCAAAAUUGGCUUGUUGGUUUGAUGAUCUGAAAUAAAUCAAACUACAGUAAGGGGCAAAUCCUUUUUUUUUUUUUUUUUUUUACAGUUGUGAGGUUUAUAUUUUAUA